CUACUCGACUUCGGCUAAACCCCUUCAUUAGGGUUUUUUGGGUCUAUCUCUCUCUCCCAGGGUGCUCCUCCUUUUUAUUCUUUUCCACUUAGGAUUUUUUUUUUAUAUAAAAAAAUUCUUGGGAGUAAGGGAGGGUUUUAGGUGCGCUCCAGCAAGAAGAACAGAGAGUCUGUAUGGCUGAAGAGAGUGUUGUUACUGAUUUGCCAGUGAAGAGGCCAAGAGAAGAUGAAGAGAAUGGAGCCUCUGCUGCCACUGAAGCCAUGGAGACAGAGACCAACAGCAACGAUUAUAUCUCCUCCGUUAUUACUGGCUGGUUCUCUGAGAUUAGCCCAAUGUGGCCUGGAGAGGCGCAUUCCUUGAAAGUAGAGAAGAUCUUAUUUCAAGGGAAGUCUGACUAUCAGAAUGUUAUGGUGUUUCAGUCAUCAACAUAUGGAAAGGUUCUAGUUUUAGACGGGGUAAUUCAACUCACUGAGAGGGAUGAAUGUGCAUAUCAAGAAAUGAUCACUCACCUUCCACUUUGCUCAAUUGCGAACCCAAAGAAGGUUUUGGUUAUUGGUGGAGGAGAUGGUGGGGUCCUUCGGGAAGUGGCUCGACACUCUUCUGUUGAGCAGAUUGACAUAUGUGAAAUAGAUAAGAUGGUUGUUGAUGUUUCUAAACAAUUCUUCCCUGACGUAUCAGUCGGGUAUGAGGAUCCCCGUGUGACUCUCCAUAUUGGUGAUGGAGUUGCAUUUUUAAAAGCUGUUCCUGAAGGUACUUAUGAUGCAGUUAUAGUAGAUUCUUCCGAUCCAAUAGGUCCUGCUCAAGAGCUUUUUGAGAAGCCCUUUUUUGAGUCAGUAGCAAAGGCUCUCCGUCCAGGAGGAGUUGUGAGCACACAAGCAGAAAGUAUAUGGCUUCACAUGAACAUCAUUGAAGAUAUUGUGGCAAACUGCCGUCAGAUCUUCAAAGGCUCAGUCAACUAUGCAUGGACUACUGUUCCUACGUACCCAAGUGGAAUGAUUGGUUUCAUGCUUUGCUCGACUGAGGGACCUGCCGUUGAUUUCAAGCAUCCAGUUAAUCCUAUAGAUUCCAAUGAUAGUCAAAGCAAAUCAAAACCCUUGAAGUUUUACAACUCAGAGUUGCAUACAGCGGCUUUCUGUUUGCCUUCUUUUGCAAAGAAGGUGAUUGAUUCAAAAGCUAAAUGAUAGAGUGUUCAAGAUUAGUGAAGGAGCAGAAUUCGAAGCUGUAGUCAAGUGUUGGCGUUCAUCCUCUCUGAAAGAUACACGGCAACGAGUUAUGGAAUAAGUUGAGGUUUAAAUUUAUGUUCUCAGCAUGGUUUAAUAGGGAGAACUUGAUACUUACCCACCUUGAAAGUAUUUCCGAGAUUUUGAAAUUUUUCUAAAGUAAUCAGGUAGACCUUUUAGUUGA
Messenger RNA from Populus nigra (black poplar), 1404 nucleotides. Its product is annotated as spermidine synthase 1. Bases 174 to 1181 code for a protein of 335 amino acids. The record is from RefSeq and is a predicted model, not a curated record. The transcript is spliced from 9 exons. Gene Ontology annotation, molecular function: spermidine synthase activity. NCBI's taxonomy places the organism in Eukaryota, Viridiplantae, Streptophyta, Magnoliopsida, Malpighiales, Salicaceae. Gene Ontology annotation, cellular component: cytosol. Gene Ontology annotation, biological process: spermidine biosynthetic process.